Leptopilina boulardi is the source of this 2093-nucleotide messenger RNA. Its product is annotated as apyrase-like. Gene Ontology annotation, cellular component: plasma membrane. The transcript is spliced from 11 exons. Gene Ontology annotation, biological process: AMP catabolic process. Bases 101 to 1804 code for a protein of 567 amino acids. The record is from RefSeq and is a predicted model, not a curated record. Gene Ontology annotation, molecular function: 5'-nucleotidase activity; metal ion binding; nucleotide binding. NCBI's taxonomy places the organism in Eukaryota, Metazoa, Arthropoda, Insecta, Hymenoptera, Figitidae.
AUCUAAAUAGUCACUGAUAGAAGUUUAGCUUGAACUGAAACAAUUUUGCAGGUGUUUUAUUGUCUUAAAUUUAUAUAAAGGAAAUAAAUUUUAAAGAAAUAUGUUCUGUCAAAAAGUAUUAUUAUUAUCACCAUUAUUAUUAGUGUUUUUAGUGUUUCAAUUGUCAAAUAGUUUUUCCAUACAAGGAUCUAUAAAAAAUUCACAAUUAUUUGAACUCUCUGUAAUUCAUAUAAAUGAUUUUCAUGCCAGAUUUCUUCAAACUGGUCCUGCUUCAGAUAUAUGUGAUGAAGAAAUGCACGAACACACCUGUAUAGGAGGCAUUGCACGAGUUUACACUGCAAGUAAAAAAUUACUUAAUGAACGACCAAAUGGAAUAUUUUUAAAUGCUGGUGACAUGUAUCAAGGCACCAUAUGGUAUAAUCUUUUCAAAUGGAAUGUCACAGCUCAAUUUAUGAACCUACUUCCUCAUGAUGCCUUGACACUUGGUAAUCAUGAUUUUGAUAAUGGAAUAGCCGGUAUUGUGCCAUUUUUACAACGAAUGAAAUAUCCUGUUGUAGUGGCAAAUCUAGACAUAACGGAGGAACCAACUUUAAAGGAUCUUUUUACAAAUAGUACUAUCAUAGAAAAAAGUGGACGGAAAAUUGGAGUAAUAGGUGUUCUACUAUCUACCAGUUAUAUGAUUAGUAGAACAGAAAAUUUAAUAUUUAUCGAUGAAGUGAUAGCCAUUAAUGCUGAAGCUGAGAAAUUAAAAGCAAAAGGAGUGGAAAUUUUAAUUGUCCUCAGUCAUUGUGGUUUAGAUAUUGAUCGAAUAAUUGCUGCUAAAUGUCCUAAUAUUGAUAUUAUUGUUGGAGGACAUUCUCAUACAUUCUUAUAUACCGGUCCUGAACCUUAUAUAGAUAUUCCAGAAGAUGAAUAUCCUGUUCAUGUGAAACAAAAUAGUGGAAGAUCAGUAUUAAUCGUUCAAGCAUCAGCUUUUACAAGAUACAUUGGAAAUUUGACAGUGUGGUUUGAUUCUAAUAAUGAAAUUGUGGAUUGGGAGGGAAAUCCAAUUCUAUUAGAUCAUUCUAUUCGAGAAGAUCCGGAAAUAUUAAAAGCCCUGAAACCUUGGAAGAAGAUGGCUGAUGUAAAAGGGAAGCAAAUAGUUGGAUCAACAAAAGUAUAUUUAGAUGGGAAAUAUGUAUGCCGUAGAGGAGAAUGUAAUAUGGGUAAUUUAAUUGCAGACUCAAUGGUGGAUUAUAAUAUCGGGAAAGAUACGAAUAAAACUUUUUGGACUCGGGCUUCAAUUGGUAUCAUAAAUGUAGGAGGAAUUCGAAGCAGUAUUACUAAUGAUCCCGAGACAAUUAGAUAUGAGGAUCUCAUUGGGGUUCAACCUUUUGAAAAUACACUCGAGACAGUUGAAUUUCAGGGAAAAAGUAUUCUAAAGUUUCUAGAAGAAGCAGUACUUAAGAGUCGUUCUCAAAAUGAAUUUGUAGGCAGAUUAUUUUAUCAAUGGUCUGGAAUCAAAGUUACUUACAAUUUAUCAAAUCCACAUUAUCAUAGAGUUGUAGAUCUAAAAGUAAGAUGUCAAGCCUGUGAAAUUCCAAUUUACGAAGAUCUGGACCUUAACGAAUGGUAUAGAAUUACAACAUUAAAUUUUUUACUCGAUAAAAGUAAGUACGCGCCUCCAAUUCUAAAUGGAUAUCGAAAUCGUAUCCCAGGACCUCAAUUUAUAGAUGUCCUUGUAGAAUUUAUUAAAAAGAAAAGUCCAAUAACAUACGGAACUGAAGAUAGAAUAACUCUCCUUGGAACUUGGAAUGGAAAAUAAAUUUUCAAAAAAAUUUAUAGCGAAUUCAUAAAUUCUAUCCUACUUAAAAAGUAUUAAUUUAUCAUCAAUCAUUAAAACUUGUAAAACGAUCAUAAAAUAGUUUUAUUUUUAAAGGAAUAUGAAAAUUAAAAAUAAUUAUUUUCUAUAUACAUCUUUUUUUUUAAAAAAGUACUAGAUUAAAAUAAAAUUUGAAAGCAAAUUUAUAGAUCUGAUACUGAAAUAACUUAAAAAUAGACUAUUUUAUAUAUUUUGUAAAUAAAAAGCAUUUGAUGUACACCAUAAAAAAUUU